This is a messenger RNA of Puccinia triticina, 1731 nucleotides long. RefSeq lists its product as uncharacterized. Gene Ontology annotation, molecular function: protein-cysteine S-palmitoyltransferase activity. NCBI's taxonomy places the organism in Eukaryota, Fungi, Basidiomycota, Pucciniomycetes, Pucciniales, Pucciniaceae. The transcript is spliced from 6 exons. Gene Ontology annotation, cellular component: Golgi apparatus; endoplasmic reticulum. The record is from RefSeq and is a predicted model, not a curated record. Gene Ontology annotation, biological process: peptidyl-L-cysteine S-palmitoylation; protein targeting to membrane. The coding region runs from base 1 to 1731 and encodes 576 amino acids.
AUGGUCGAUGUUAAAGACCCCGUUGGGGAUGUAGAGAUCUCCAAUGCGGAGGUUCCUUGUCCCAUCUCUUCGAGCAAGAUGACAUUCAAUCCAUCGGUCAACUCCCUCGAGAUGGAUCCAAAACAUGGGCUCUAUCCAAGCAAAGCUGAACGGGAUCUCCAAUAUCAGCACAUCCCUCUUCCACCACCAUCAAUCAACCUCACCUCUGAGCCAGGGUCAUCCAGCCGCAUUUCCAAAUUGACAGACUCAACUUCAACCAAAAAGCAUUCAGUCCCAGGCAGUGAUUUGCCCCUUGGUCGCUCGGAAUAUCCAACCUCAAUUUCCCAAGCGUCAGAUUUCCUGGUAAGGGAACGAAAGCUCAGUGAAAUGACCGAGAAAUAUCCCGAGGCCAUCAUGCCACCAGGCCACUCUUCCAUCGGCGGGACUCUCCCUAGUUCAUUCUCAAACGCCAGUAUCAUCACUACCACGUCUACCGUUGUCCCAGUCUCAGCUCCCUCCCUGUGUUCAAUUGACGAAGAUUUGAUAACCCGGGCAAUUGCAUGGUUAGACCAAGACGCACCCGAGCUUGCACUUUCCAUCGCGCCCUUUACCCCCCUCGAUCCAGAGCCUUUACCCUCUGCCCAAAACCCCAGCGCCUCAACGAUUCAUCCGCCAGUCUGCCCGUCUUCAAAUGACGGCCUCUCCACCACUCUAUCCGUUCGCUAUUGCCCUCAGUCUUCUGAUCCAACUCAACUAGCCAGCCCUCCGCCUGAAUACCACCCAGACCGACCCGCCAGAUACCCUUUCCUUCCGAAUCCAUUACAAUUGAAAACUUGUGACCAGGAUUCUGGGCCCUGGCAUGACUCGCUCUGCUUGACCGUCCCCGGAAUGUACACCAAAUCUCAGCUUGAGCACAAUCAUGUCUGCUCCAAUAGUCCUAAGUGCCAGGGGGGAAUGACCCCGAAGAACGAAAGCACCUGUCCGGUCAUCAUCAGCGCAAUCUGGGCUAUUAGUAUCCCACUCGGUUGCUUGAUUUGUAAUGGGCCCUGGCUGGUCGAAUAUUCCGAGAAACCGCCAAUCGGAACAGCUGUCUUGAUCUUAUACUGUUACCUCAUCGUCAUAAUGUUAUCAUCAAUGUGGAAGGCAGCAUGGAGCGACCCCGGCAUCAUUCCAAGAAAUCUCGACCUCGAACCGGAAAAUGAAUGGGAUGAAGAGCGCUCCCCGGCUCAAGAUGGGCAUAUCAUGAAAGAAGCCCAGUCGCUCUCCCCGACACGAAUUCGGGCACGUGCGGUCAACAUAGGUGACUAUAUCGUCCCAUUAAAAUGGUGUCGUCGUUGUCGAACCUACCGACCCCCACGAGCGAGCCAUUGCAGGAUUUGUGAUUAUUGCGUCCAACAGUCCGAUCACCAUUGUACAUUCCUCAACAAUUGCAUCGGCCGCAAGAAUUACUUCGUCUUCCUGGUCUUCCUGUUCACCACCGCUGUGGCCAUGCUGAGCACAAUGGCUAUCUCCAUUUGCCAUCUUGCUCUGAUUCCCGACCGUGCUGCCAACCCGGACGCGAUCGGCAACUACGUUGUGAUCGGGUUGGCGUUCUUACUUGGCGUUCCCGUCCUCGGCUUAUUGGUCUUCCACAUGAGAUUGAUUUCCAGAAACGUGACUACCACGGAACGCUUGAGGCCUAUCAUUAUCCAAGAGGAUGGGGUUGAAUCCUCAGCGAGACGAGAUGUGCGCAUAUAUUCGCUAGAAGCGUGA